AUGGAUCCUCAGACUCAAAAUGAUAUCGCCAAGCUCAGCGAUGCCGACAGAAAGGAACUGACACAAUUUCUGGAAAACGAGGCUCAGCGAUCCAAUAUUCAGCAGACGGUUCACCAUCUCGCCGAUGUCUGCUGGAAGAAAUGCAUCACUGGAAAGAUUUCUUCAGGCCGUCUGGGUCAGGGAGAGGAGAGCUGUGCACAGAACUGUGUCGAACGAUGGAUGGACACGAACUUCGCCGUCCUCAAGCACCUGGAAACUCUUCGAGGGCAAUGA
Aspergillus lentulus is the source of this 273-nucleotide messenger RNA. The record is from RefSeq and is a predicted model, not a curated record. Lineage: Eukaryota; Fungi; Ascomycota; Eurotiomycetes; Eurotiales; Aspergillaceae.